Diversispora eburnea is the source of this 321-nucleotide messenger RNA. Lineage: Eukaryota; Fungi; Glomeromycota; Glomeromycetes; Diversisporales; Diversisporaceae. The record is from the annotation of a GenBank genome assembly.
AUGAAAUCCGUAAUUACUCUUUUCUUCACUUUACUCUUUCUCGCCAUUACUACUACUACAAUUUAUGCUGACAAUGCAACCCAAUGUCAAAAUUAUAAAGAUGCCUUAGCUUUACAACAAUCAUUUGAUGCAAUUAAUCCUAAUGCUCCAUGUCCUGUAAAUAAUCAAGUUGCCUGUUUAGGUAGUCACGGUGGUGUAACUUUAAAAUGUAGUGAAAAUGUAUGGAGUCAACAACCUUGUAAUACUGGUUUAAUUUGUUAUGCUCUACCUUUGGAAUUUAGUAGAGGAACUUCAAUUGUUUGUGCUGCUGCUAAAUGUUAA